GUGGAUCAAAGGUUCGGGCAGUUGGCCACCUAUUCCAAGCAGAAAGCCUCAAUGAUCCAGGCGCACCUUGCCUCGGCUCCGCCAGCGGCAUCAGUUUCGGAGGAGGCGGCUGCGGGUACUGAGGCUGCUUCAGUCCAAGCAGAAGGCGCAGAUCCCCGCCAUCCAGUCGAGGAUCAGGCGCAAGCCUCUGCAGUGCCAGCACCACAG
Messenger RNA from Symbiodinium pilosum, 207 nucleotides. The record is from the annotation of a GenBank genome assembly. NCBI's taxonomy places the organism in Eukaryota, Dinophyceae, Suessiales, Symbiodiniaceae.